AAGUAUUUACACAGUUCAGCAUUGAAAUGUCAUGGAUCUUUACGUUCUUCCAAUUGUGUUGUUGAUGGAAGAUUUGUAGUGAAGAUAUCGGACUUUGGACUCCAAUCGUUUAGUGAUGAUAGUAUUGUGGAAAGCGAAAAGUCUCGAAAGAUGUAUCAAAAACUUUGGGUAGCACCAGAACACCUACGGUAUCCGUCUUUAAUUGAUGGUAGUAGAAAAGGGGAUGUUUACAGUUUUGGGAUUUUAAUGCAAGAGGUCAUAACUAGAUCACCACCGUACAAUUGUUGUAAUGAAGUGAUAGAUACAGUUGAUAUAAUCGCACGAGUUGCGUCAAAAGAAAAACCACCUUAUAGACCUAACUUUGCGUCAGAUGAUUGUCCGAUCAGUUUACAUAAACUGAUGGUGAUGUGUUGGACAGAAGAUCCUGAAAACAGACCAGAAUUUUCUGCUGUUUUAAAACAGAUCCGAAAACAGACGGGUGGUUCAGAAGAUGAUUUAAUUGAUUCCUUAUUACGGCGAAUGGAAAGAUAUACGUUGAACUUAGAGGAUAUAGUAGAGGAGAGAACACAUCAACUUGCUGCAGAGAAAAAACGCUCAGAUGAACUAUUAUACCAAAUAUUACCCCAGUCAGUUGCUAUUGAGCUAAGGCUAGGAAAAUUUGUAACACCAGAAUGGUUUGACUGUGUAACAAUAUAUUUUAGUGAUAUAGUGGGCUUUACAGAAUUGUCAGGCAGUAGUUCCCCAAUGGAGGUAAUAUCUCUACUCAAUGACUUAUAUUCAAAUUUUGACAGCAUUAUAGAAACAUUUGACGUAUAUAAGGUUGAAACGAUAGGAGAUGCAUAUAUGGUAGUUUCAGGACUCCCUAUCAGAAAUGGAAGUGAUCAUGCAGCGGCAAUAUGCAAACUGUCUUUAAAAUUGCUCCAGCAAAUCCAAAACUUCGUAAUACGACAUCGUCCUGACCAAAAACUCCGGUUAAGAAUUGGAAUUCACACAGGUCCAUGUGUUGCUGGAGUUGUUGGAUUGAAGAUGCCUCGAUACUGUUUGUUUGGCGACACAGUAAAUGUUGCAUCCAGAAUGGAAUCAAGUGGUGACGCAUGUAAAAUACAUAUCAGUAACAAUACUAAAGAAAUUCUAGACCGUAUCGGUAGCUUUGAUGUGGAAGAAAGAGGACAGAUUAACAUUAAGGGUAAAGGAGUAAUGACCACUUACUGGUUGAAAGCGGAAAAGAAAACAACGACAGAGUCAUCAAUAAGUAGGACAGACUUGGAUUCAUGAUUAAAGCACUUACUUUUUCGAAUUAAUAUCUUUAAUAUCUUUUUUAAACAUACCGAUAAACCCUGUCUUU
This is a messenger RNA of Mytilus californianus (California mussel), 1345 nucleotides long. Its product is annotated as atrial natriuretic peptide receptor 1-like. Bases 151 to 1275 code for a protein of 374 amino acids. The transcript has 10 exons. Gene Ontology annotation, biological process: protein phosphorylation; cGMP biosynthetic process; receptor guanylyl cyclase signaling pathway. NCBI's taxonomy places the organism in Eukaryota, Metazoa, Mollusca, Bivalvia, Mytilida, Mytilidae. Gene Ontology annotation, molecular function: ATP binding; natriuretic peptide receptor activity; guanylate cyclase activity. The record is from RefSeq and is a predicted model, not a curated record.